CGGGGAAAGGCGGCCCCAGCCCAGAGCUCAGUCGGCUGUCGCAGGGAGAGCAGGCCGGGGAUCAUGGGGGAGAGCGCGCUGGAACCGGGGUCGGCGCCCCGAGCGCCGGCGGAGGGCCCGGUGCACGCCGUGACCGUGGUGACCCUGCUGGAGAAGCUGGCCACCAUGCUGGAGGCGCUGCGGGAGCGGCAGGGGGGCCUGGCACAGAGGCAGGGCGGCCUGGCCGGCUCGGUGAGCCGCAUCCAGAGCGGCUUGGGCGCGCUGAGCCGCAGCCACGACACCACCAGCAACAAGCUGGCGCAGCUGCUGGCCAAGGCGGAGCGCGUGGGCUCGCACGCCGAUGCCGCCCAGGAGCGCGCCGUGCACCGGGCCGCCCAGGUGCAGCGGCUGGAGGCCAACCACGGGCUGCUGGUGGCGCGCGGGAAGCUCCACGUCCUGCUCUUCAAGGAGGAGGCUGAAAUCCCAGCCAGAGCCUUCCAGAAGGCGCCGGAGCCCUUAGGCCCGCUGGAGCAGUCUGAGCCCGGCCCAGAGCAGCUGGAGGCUGAAGUUGGGGAGAGCUCGGAUGAGGAGCCCGUGGAGUCCAGGGCGCGGCGGCUGCGGCGCACGGGGUUAGAGAAGGUACAGAGCCUGCGAAGGGCCCUUUCCGGCAGAAAAGGCCCUGCAGCGCCCACGCCUGUCAAACCUCCCCGCCUCGGGCCUGGCGGGAGCGCUAAUGGCCAACCCGAAGAAGCCCUGCCUGCGCUGGAGUCCAAGCUGGAGCCAGAACCUCCUCAGGACACCGAGCAAGAUCCCGGGAGACCUGGGGCUGCCCAGCUGGCCGUGCUCCAGAUAGAGAGUGCGGCCUGAUGGCUGGUGCGCCUGCCUCCCCUGUGCCUAUGCUUAGUCCCAAAAUAAAUCUUCCUCUCGGAAGGCAGCAUUCACGCCCAAAUAAGGAGCGGAUCCUGCAUCCACAGCCCAGCUUUGGUCCUCCCUCCCGGGAUCCUUCAGCCCAGCACCCUGGGUCCUGGGAGCAGCCACUUACACCUGCUUGUACUCACCAUCAAUAAAAGCAAUGCUACCUAA
Messenger RNA from Myotis lucifugus (little brown bat), 1062 nucleotides. RefSeq names its product caveolae associated protein 3 (gene CAVIN3). The transcript has 2 exons. Gene Ontology annotation, molecular function: protein kinase C binding. The record is from RefSeq and is a predicted model, not a curated record. The coding region runs from base 64 to 846 and encodes 260 amino acids. Lineage: Eukaryota; Metazoa; Chordata; Mammalia; Chiroptera; Vespertilionidae. Gene Ontology annotation, cellular component: cytoplasm; caveola.